AUGCGUCUUCUCCUUCUCGUGGUUUUCCCAGCUCUUCUGGGCGCGUUGAGUGUGAUCAACGUUCUUCCAAGAAGAAACUUCCUACCGGAAAGCGUUUUCCAAAAGCUUGCCUCCGAUGAUCCACCAGAUAUGACACAAGACCUGACCACUUUCAAGGAAUUCGUUCCAUUCUAUGUGAAUCUCUUCAAAGAGGCAAUCACGAAAAAAACUAGAGAAAACUUUCUGGCUCAUAUGAACUACGUGGACAAGGAGAUGUUGUUCCAUGAGUGCCACGCGGUACAGUACGAGAACUACGGCGCCUACGCCAACUGGUUCCAACAAUUCGUGACCUACCAUGAUGACCCAAUUGUGGAGAUCACAUCUCAACGUCAAACUGGAAAUGAUCAAGGAGAGAUGAUUCUGAAUGUCGACGUCCAGGCACAAUUCAAGUAUCGUCAGAACUUCGAUAUGAAAGUCGCCGCGUUGAAUGACAAGAAACUCGGAUGGAAAGUGCUCAUUGUGGAUCGCACACUUGGAUGUCGUUAA
Caenorhabditis briggsae is the source of this 525-nucleotide messenger RNA. Lineage: Eukaryota; Metazoa; Nematoda; Chromadorea; Rhabditida; Rhabditidae. The record is from RefSeq and is a predicted model, not a curated record. The transcript is spliced from 4 exons. The coding region runs from base 1 to 525 and encodes 174 amino acids.